GUACGUUGGCAAGUCAGUAUUCCCGCUUUUUCCUAAAUGCAUUACAUUAUGCCGUGCGGAAAUGAAUAGCUUAAAGCUCUGUGCUAUUAUUUAACUAUUGUGUUAUACGGUGGUGUUAUUUGUUAAGAUUAGUUGCAGUACCUCGAUAUUUUUCAAUCUUAGAUGGAUCCAAAUGAUGCUGUGCCUUCAGGCACAUUUUCUGAAGAAGAAAAGCUGCCAGAAGGUAUGGAUGAAGAUUCCAGUUGGUUUACCAAGAAUCUUGGUGAUGAAAGUGACAAUACUGAAGGGAUGAGUUCCCAAAUCAACCAAGAUGAGCUUAGCCAGGGAAAUGACGAUAAUACAAAACCAACAGAAGAAGCUAUGGAGACUGACUCACCAUCUGAACUUCUUUCUGAAAUAACAGAAAAAAGUAAAAAGAAAGAAUUGACUGAAUUGAAGGACAUUGAAAUAAACAGCAAGAAACAUGAUAUUAGUAAUGAAUUAAAAGAAAUGUUUGAGGAGAAAAGUAGUGAUGCUGAGGAACUACAAGAGACUUCCUUGACCAAACAUUCGCUUGACACGGACAUCACGAAAGAGGACAAACUGAAAGACAUUGUGCCUGAUGAUAUAUUGGGAAAAGACGAUUCAUUUGAUGAACUUGACAAUGAUGCAUUGCACCAAGAGCUUGAAGCUCAUUUAACCUACGACAAAAGCGAACAACUCUCUGAGUUAAACAGCGAAAGUUCUAUAUCUCAUCCACAAGAAGGUGAACAUGACAGUCAAAAAGAAGCCGAAUCAGGUCCAGAGAUGACCAAACUUGAUGAGUUGAGUUUUGAAGGCAAGACAGAGUUGUUAAAUGAUAUAACAGAAAAUAUUGGCACUAAAGAAAUAGAUGAAAUCAUGCAAGAAAGUAACCCCGUCGAGGAGGAAGAUAAUGGUAACAAAACAAUUUCAGAGGAUAAGGAGAUUUCAAAAGAUUUAAUUAGCGAAUUGAAAGAAGAUUUAGAUAAUCAAAUAGAAAAUGUAACAGAUGAAACCAGUGCUAAAUCAGAACAAACAGAAGAAAAUACAGAGAAUGAAAACAUUGGAAACAUCGUAGAUAAAGAAAAUAUUGAAUUGAAUCAAGAAAACAUGAUGGUAGAAUUUGCUCAUGGUAGCGGUAAUCAAGUUUUGAUCCAGAUAAACACAGACAAGUCUGAAACAAAUGAAGAAGAUUCGGGGAAAUCAGAAGGCAUUGUGAUGGAGACUUCUGACGGACAAACUUUGGUAUUUUCUUCCUCCGAUGCAGCGGAGCCUGAUGAUGUGUCCCAGGUUGAGGGGGGAGCGGAGUUCCUGCAAGCUGUUACUGGCAAGCUGGAAGAUGUUCUAGCAACAGAGCCUGAAAAAGAACCAGACCUUCCUUCUACAACAGCCACCCAGUCCCCGACCAAAGCUACUCCUGUUGACAAGAAAGAAGUUCCAUCCAAGGACUCCCCUAGAUGCUGCGUUCCAACAUGUAAAAGUGGUAAAACGGGAUUAAAAACCACCUAUAGAUUCUUUAAACCUCCAGUAAAUAAAAUAUUGUACAAAAAGUGGGAAUAUGUAUUUAAACAGGCAAAACAAGAAUUGACUCCGGAAUUACAAAUUUGUGAGCUUCAUUUUCGAACGGGGCUAAUUUAUAAAAGGGGUAUAGACAAAUUUGGAAAAGUAUUAUGGGCCUUGAGAGAUGGAGCUUUACCAAAGCUUACUGCCUCUUCCGGACUGUUGCGAUUGGGCGGAGUUCCUCCUUCAACAACUGUACAAGUGCCAAAGAAACCAGAGUCGCUGAUUAAGCCAGCGACAUCCCCAACAAAGUCUGUCAGUCCUUCAGCUGCAGCACUAGCAGGAAAAUCUGCAAGUCCAGGCACUUCUGCAGCAGGAAUCAUAGGAACACCUAAAGUUUUAGGAAAGAAAAUUCUUCAGAAACCUGUGAAAACAGUAGCCACCAAGGUGUCAAAUGAAGUCACUGACAUUGGAUUCCUCUACAAAAAUCCUGAGUUGGUUAAAGGUAAAAAACUAAUUGCACAAGAUGAUUUGGCCAACCUCGAUGUACUUGUCUGCGGAGAGUGUCAUGCUGUAUUUCAUAUCCUCGAGCUUUUCCAGGCCCACAAGUUGGCUGCUAACUGUAAGGGCGAGUCCAACUUCAAAGGCAACCCGGCUGAACCAAAACCUCAAGUUUGGGCUUUCUUGUUGUGGAAGAGUGCACAAGCCAAAGUUUCAGAUGUGGAGAGCUCUUGGAGGCUGUACCAGCGCUGGUGCAAGAUGGAUGAGAAGAUCCGCAACGUGUGGAUUGCCGCUGGAAGGUCACUACAGGAGGGCAACGCCAUUGCUUCUCUCAAACUGACUGACACUUCUCCUAUCAAGACAUACCCUAAACCAGGAAGGCCAGCUUUGAAGAAGGACUCUGAUGAUGAGGAGCAUGCUCGGAAAAUUGUCAAACGGAAACCUGGAAGACCACCAGGGUCUGGAGCUUUGUCUGCCUCAGUUACAGAGCCCGCAGUUGGAGAUAUUGGAGGUGGUGGAGAUCUUGGGUCUGCGACGGAGCCUAUGGAUGUAGGAACUGACGGCUCUCCAGACAUCACCACCGGCGAUAUGGAAGUGGACCAGACAUUGGACAGUAUCAACAGAAGAACUCCUGAGAUGAUAACGUCCGAGGUGGAGAUCAAACAAGAAGUUGUAAGUGAUGACGAACACGAUGAAAACAAGGAGAAUUCCAGGAAAAAUGUUAAGCUGGACAUCUUAUUUAAUCCAGAUUCAGAUGAAAUUCAGAAUUGUGACAAGUGUAAGAGGCCGAUAAGCAACCCCAAAGGAGGAGUGCUAUGCGCUGGCGGGUGUUACGGAUACUAUCACAUAGAAUGUACACGGUUAAAAACCCACAGUGCCUUUUCAAAACUUGGUGUCAGAAAAGCCCAUUGGAAAUGUGACUUUUGCAAAGCAAUGCAAUUGCAGCUACCACCUCAGAGUCAAAGAUCAGCUGCUAAACAAAAGCAGCCAGAAAAGUCACAGCCACAGGUACCUUCUUCAGCUGGAAAUGAAGAAGAAGAAUUUGUCGUUGAAAAGAUUGUCUCCCGAAGAUACAACAUAAAAAAGAAGCACUAUGAAUAUCUAUUAAAAUGGGAAGGAUACCCAUCAGAGCAAAACACAUGGGAGCCAGCAGAGAACCUGGGCACUUGCCAGCACCUACUGAAGGCGUUUGAGGAAGCGUUGGCCAAGCAGCAAGCGGCCAAGCAGGCAGGGCUGGGCAAGCAGUCCAGCGGUGGAGGCAAGCAGGAAACCCCUUACAGGAUCAAACCUCCAGUCGUCCCCAACAAGAGGCCACCCCCCACUCCAGUCACGACCAGUGCCGGGAGACCUCAACGUAGCAGCAAACAAAAGGCGAUGGAUCAGGUGAAGCAGUGGUGCGGCUCCAUCGUCAAACCCACCGAUGAUGAUGGCUUGGGACUGAAGCGGAAGUUGUCAGAGUCAGACUCUGAGUAUGAGGGAGAAGAAGACGAUGUGGUAGUCAAGAAGGUGAAGGUGGAGAGGGACAGUGAGGACAGUGACUCGGACGGCUUCAAGCAGUCCCUCGGCCGACCCCGGAAUCGACCUCCCCUAGCCACUACUCCGAGGACUCCCAACACACAAGUGAACGGAGAGAACCUAGCUGCAGAGCUGGGAUUGGAGUCUGAGGAAGAAGAUAACACUGCUGCCAGCUCUCCUCAGAAGUCUCCUGUCGUGAGGAAGAUGUCUACACUCAGCCCUUCCAAGCAGCAGGUGUUGGUGGCUAGUGCUAAAGGUGUUGUCACCAUGGACCAGAAGCAGAUACCAAACCUGUCAUCCGGAGUCUACAUCAUGUCAAAUAAGUCCGGCAUUGUCAAAGUGGAUAACAACAAAACACUCUCCACUCUUCAAAAAUCCGGUGUGUUGAAAAAACCAUUUGUGAAGUCAGAAAAGAGUAGCGAGGACAGUUCAGCCUCACCUCAGAAGUCCAGUAGUGGCGUGGUUGUGUUGCCAAGAUCUGAGGCUGGCACUCCACAGCAGAAGGUUGGUGUGAUUCGCAAGACAAUUGCCUCCACUCCGACCACACAGACUACAACCACUUCACCUGGAACUCCUAAACCUACAGGACUGCUGAAACCUCUCAAAUCAGGGCUGUCUCCCAGACCAUCAGGAUUGCUGAAACCCACCGGCUCCCCAAUGAUCAGACCUCAGAAUCAAACUCCCAAUGCUAAUGCUAAGAUUCAGCCAAUGUUGAAACCAAGACUGAGCAACCCUGGUAGAGGCCGACCACCCAUCAGUCCUCUGAUCAAGAGGCCACUGGCUAGUGAAGGCGGCCUCCAUGCCACGCCGCAGCAAAAACUAUUGAUUGCAAAGAAGAAGGCGGAGAUUGAGAGUGAGGUUCGGCCAGAAGUGACUGCCUCUCCGAUGCCGAGGCCUCUGGUGAAACCCAAACUAGAGCCAGGAUUGCCUACUCCUCCCAUCAAGAGUACCAACAAGAUACUGACAAAUCCACUGCUGGCUAGAGGCAGGGGCCGUCCUGGCCUCCGCGGCAGAGGAAGAGGCAGCAGUCUCAGCCAGAUAAUGCACGUGAGAGAAAGAGAGCCGGAGCCUGAGCCUGUUAAAGAGAGUCGAUUGGUGGACAGUGACAAUUUACUGAUGGAGUUCCAAGAGCCAUCAGACUCUGAGGAAUCUGACGACGGACUAGAGGACAUCUUCCCUAACCUUGAUGAAUUGCCACCAAUUGAGCCAAACAGUCCUCCUCGACCACUCUCCCUAUGUCCGGAGACAGGCAAGGUGUUGUGUAAGGCCGAGGGAGAGAAGACACCCGAGCCCACACCCCCGCCCUCCCCUCCACCACCCACCCCGCCACCAGCACCUCCCAAAGUAGAGGAGCCCACACACAUACUGCCGGAGAUAGAGCAGGAGCCCGAGCCUGAGCCUGAGCCUGUGCCUGUGCCUGCGCCUGUGCCUGUGGUUACUGCGCCACCUGUCACAGCCCCAGUGUCAGUGUCUGUUACAUCUGGUACACCUCGGGGCAAGACCACCUCCACGGCUAUUGUCAAGCAAGACGGCAUGAUCUGCAAGGUAGAGAUGUCGCCGGGUGGCACUACAGGCACGUUGGUGGAGGCAAUCAGUGAAGCAGCAGCCCCCUCACCUCACGUUACUGAGGGAACUGUCACCAUCAAGAAGCCACGUAACCGCAACCUCAACCGAGGACCCCAGUUGUCCGUGGUACCCAACACGAGCAGCACGUCUCUAGGCACGAUCACAGUCCCGGCCCGCAAACUGUUCCAGGAGGACACCAGUGACGACAACAUGGUCACCAUCACUGGCGAGGAUGGAAUGGUUUAUCAGGUUAGCAACUCUGAGCUGACUGCAGGCAACACUCUGCUGGUGUCUAGUGAGGACGGAGAACAGCAGUGUGUGUAUGUCACUACAGGAGAUGAUGGGGGAGAAGGCACCAUACUGACACUGGACUCUGCCUAUGCCAACGCUGUGGCUCAACUGGGCUCUGAGCAGGUUAACAUCCUAAGCACGGAGGAUGGAGACCAGUACUUCAUCAAGGAGGACGACGUAGAGGGAGGAGAAGUGAUGACACUGGAGGGAGAUGAAGGACUGGUGGCUGGAGAUGACCAGAGUGGACAAGUGGUCGCUCAACUGGUGGAGGCUGGUGAACCUGCACCUGGUGGAUCAAGACGAGUCGUGUUGCUUCUACCUGAUGGAAACUUGAUGAUGACUGAAGUAGACGAGGAACAGUAUGCAGCUCUGGAUCUUGAUAAAUAAACACCCACCACAACAUUGAAUAGUUUGUCAACCAACGUUUAGCAAUUAUUUUUAUAUUUAUUUUAGGCAGAGAAAUAUAGCCUAUACACUGUUGUACAUAUUGGACAAACCAUAGGAUUAAACUUUGUAUAUACUUAAAAUAUUUCUUAACUAUUUUUAACAUAAUAAAAUUUGUACUACAAAAAUUAUUUAUAAAACAUUGCUUGCCAUAAAUUGACCAUAACAGAAAAUCUCUUAGGUUAUUCCGUGACAUUGGAAAAUCUACUUGAAGUGCUUUAUGGUAAAAGGUUCAAUUAUUUUCAAGACUUUACUUGCAUUGUUGUAGAAGAACAAAUGUUUUUAAUUUGUCCUUAAGUUUAGAACGUUCAUACUCAUGAUUGUACUGAGCAAAACUGAUCUCAUAAAACAAGAAAACCACUAGGUUCUCAAACUGUACAUUCUUAAAGCAAAAUUAUAGUGUCUGUUUGUUUGUAUUGGGUUGUGACUGACUUUAACUUUUGCUUAAUUAGGUGUUCAUAAAUAUUUAAAAUAUCUACAAUUGUUUUAAAAGGCUGCCACUUUUAUCACAAAUCCGGACACUUGUAAACAAACAAAAUAACACUCAGAUCUAUUGCUUGACUUCUAUCUAAUCCAUCACUCUCUUUCUGUUUUUAUGAUUGGUAAGUGAUGCAAAUGCAAUUUAAAUAAUCUGUUAAUAUAUAUAAUAUUUAUUAAAAACAACAUACAUUUUAAAAUAGGUUUAAUAUGUCUAGUUUUUUCUUGUUUGUUAAAUAUUGUAUUUUUCUUUAUUUUGAUUUUUAAUUAGAAUAAUCAAUUGUGUAGUUCAAAUGUUGGUGUAUAUAUUACUAUUGUGUUGGAGGAGAAGAAAAAACACAAGACGUGGGAUAUGUUACAAAAGUGUUAGUGUGUCUGAUAGAUUUAUUUUUAAAUAUAUGUAGACUUAUUAUGUACAUAAAAUAAAAUGUAAAUACACAUUUUGCAGGUUCAUUUGAAUAAAAGAUUUA
This is a messenger RNA of Macrosteles quadrilineatus (aster leafhopper), 6764 nucleotides long. RefSeq lists its product as uncharacterized. Bases 163 to 5760 code for a protein of 1865 amino acids. The transcript has 31 exons. Gene Ontology annotation, cellular component: pericentric heterochromatin. Gene Ontology annotation, molecular function: chromatin binding. Gene Ontology annotation, biological process: negative regulation of transcription by RNA polymerase II; chromatin organization. NCBI's taxonomy places the organism in Eukaryota, Metazoa, Arthropoda, Insecta, Hemiptera, Cicadellidae. The record is from RefSeq and is a predicted model, not a curated record.